Molecule: messenger RNA, 1083 nt
Organism: Carica papaya (papaya)
Lineage: Eukaryota; Viridiplantae; Streptophyta; Magnoliopsida; Brassicales; Caricaceae
Source: RefSeq, a predicted model, not a curated record
CCUGCCUCUUAAGCCUUCUUACCCAAAGAAGGUAUUGCCAUGGAUAGUUCCAAAAAGCUUACUCAUGAAAUUAAUCCUUCCAUUGAUGGCCUAAAUGGGUUAGUCCUGAAAAACAAUGAAUCUUCUUCAUUUGAUAGUUACUGCAAUAAUUUGGAGUCGGGAGGCUUUUAUGAUGAUCUAAAAUGUUUUGUCCUCAAGGCUGUUAUAAAUGGAGCUGACAAGGUCCUCAAGGAUGGAAAAUCAAGGAAAGCAAGAGCUAAGCAGCCAAUAUCAAAUUAUACUGCAAUCAUAAAUAAUAAUACUCCUACUUCAUGGACUAAUCAAGUUGGUCAUGACGAUCAACAGUGUACCUUCAAAGAUGAGGAAGUUGGUCAAUUGCCUUUCAUCAACAUUAUAUCCUUCCUUGCAGUUUUGGCUUUCAAAUUUGCUGGUUUCCAAUUCAAUCUGCUUAUUGGCCUCUUCAUGCUUCCAAUUUGGUUAUCGAAUUUUUCUUUCAUGUUCUUGAUGUUCCCAUUUCGUGUUAUGAAGCAUGUUAGAGGGCAUCUGAUGAAAAAGCUGGUGACAAUUUUAGCUGCCACCACUGUCAAGGCUCAAAAAUCAAUGGGAAGCAUGGUGAUGAGGUUCGGAUCUGCCUUGUUUUGGUCAGUAUAUGUCUGUUCCAUGCUUCUUGGGUUGCUACUAUCUGGGUUUGUGUUUGGAGGUGUUGUUAUGCGAUGCCUGGUUGAGAAGCCUAUACAGAUUUCAACUAACCUCAAUUUCGACUACACGAAAAGUAGUCCAGUUGCUUACAUGCCAUUAAUGUCUUCUGCUAGUUUUGGCAAUCCUCAACAUUAUAUACAGCAAAUUGAUGAGAAGAUUGUUAGUACUCAUACAAUUCCUUAUAAUCACAAGCUGCAGCUUACUGUCUCAUUAACAGUACCCGAAUCUGAGUAUAACAGAAAACUUGGUGUUUUCCAGGUUAGGGUAGAGUUCCUGUCUGCAAAUGGUAAAGUUACUGCAAGCUCAAGCUUUCCCUGCAUGCUGCAGUUCAAGAGCCAUGCUAUCCGUUUUGCAGAAACCAUUAUCAGAAGCGUUCCUCUCUGA